Molecule: messenger RNA, 1706 nt
Organism: Melopsittacus undulatus (budgerigar)
Lineage: Eukaryota; Metazoa; Chordata; Aves; Psittaciformes; Psittaculidae
Gene: LHX8
Product: LIM homeobox 8
Exons: 9
Coding region: 136-1179 (347 amino acids)
Biological process (GO): neuron differentiation; forebrain neuron development; regulation of transcription by RNA polymerase II
Cellular component (GO): nucleus
Molecular function (GO): RNA polymerase II transcription regulatory region sequence-specific DNA binding; DNA-binding transcription factor activity, RNA polymerase II-specific
Source: RefSeq, a predicted model, not a curated record
CGGACUUCAGAGCUUUGCAAGAUGGAAAAACCUUUUCCGUUGACACUCGCUCUGCUCCCCGCCGGGCGCUGAGAGCAGAGCCCGGGCGCGGGGUCCCGGAGCCGCCGCGGGGCUGGUAUGCGCUAGGGCCGUGCCAUGUAUUGGAAGAGCGACCCGAUGUUCGUCUGCAGGCUGGAGGACAAGGACCUGCCCGCGCUCGGCGGCCCCGCGGAGAAGGCGAGCCCCGCAGCGGCCGACGAGGAUUCCUGCUCUUCCUCCACCGCCCUCUCGCCCUCCUCCUCGCCGCAGUCCAUGGCCUCGGGCUCCGGCUGUGCCCCCAGCAAGUGCGUGUGCAGCAGCUGUGGUCUGGAGAUCGUGGACAAGUACCUGCUCAAGGUGAAUGACCUCUGCUGGCAUGUGCGCUGCCUCUCCUGCAGCGUCUGCAGGACAUCCCUAGGAAGGCACACGAGCUGCUACAUCAAAGAUAAAGAUAUCUUCUGCAAACUCGACUAUUUCAGGCGGUAUGGGACCCGCUGCUCCCGCUGCGGGAGGCACAUCCAUGCUACUGACUGGGUCCGCAGGGCUAAAGGGAAUGUCUACCACUUGGCGUGCUUCGCCUGCUUCUCCUGCAAGAGGCAGCUUUCUACAGGAGAGGAGUUUGCUUUGGUCGAGGAGAAAGUCCUGUGCAGAGUACAUUACGACUGCAUGUUGGACAACCUGAAAAGAGAAGUUGAAAAUGGUAAUGGGAUUAGUGUGGAAGGAGCACUACUAACAGAACAAGAUGUGAAUCAUCCAAAACCAGCAAAAAGAGCUCGGACCAGCUUCACAGCAGAUCAGCUCCAGGUUAUGCAAGCACAGUUUGCUCAGGACAACAAUCCAGAUGCACAAACACUCCAGAAACUGGCAGAAAGAACAGGCUUGAGCAGGCGUGUUAUACAGGUGUGGUUUCAAAACUGCAGAGCACGCCAUAAGAAACAUGUUAGUCCUAAUCAUUCAUCUACUGCUCCUGUCACAGCAGUUCAGCCCUCCAGGCUGUCUCCACCCAUGUUAGAAGAAAUGGCAUAUUCUGCGUACGUACCCCAGGAUGGAACGAUGUUAACUGCUCUACACAGCUAUAUGGAUGCUCAUUCUCCGACAGCUCUUGGACUCCAGCCUCUACUACCCCACUCAAUGACACAACUGCCACUAAGUCACACCUAACUCCUUUCUGUCAGGGAUAUAAACUAUUAAGGAUGUAACCUUAAGUCAUUUAUUGAGUAUUAAAAGUACCAUUGGAAAGAUAUUAAUGUUAACUUUUUAUUUAACAUCUGAAGCAUUUUCAAGAUCAGUUUUGCUGCCCAGGUAUGUAAGUAUAUUUAGCCUGCAAGACACUUUCAUGGAUUCUGCAUAAAUAACUAUUACAUUGUUUACAAGCCUUAUUCAACACCUUUUUGUAUUGUCUGGAAGUAGUCCACUCUAGUUAUGUGUGUGUUAAUUUAUUUGCCAUCAAAAGAGCACUUUGCCUAAAAGAAAGGACUGACAAUUGUGCAAAAUGUUUACAACUCCCUGUGAAAUUGUAGUUUAUCAUUAGUUUGUAUCUGUAAGUUAUUGCUGAAAGUAUUACCUGUAUUUGAGUUGUAACAGCCUCUAUGUUAAAGCUUAUUUCUGUGAGUUUACGGAAAUAAAUUUUGGUUGCAGAUAUUUUCCAAAAGAACUGAAUAAAGUUUCUGCUGUAGCAUGCCAAGCAA